AUGGGUCUCUAUUUAAUGGCAUUGUUUACCAUAUUGACUGGAGAGAUGAGUUUCCUCUCUCUAAUUGUCCUUCCCCUACCACUUGUGGUAAGGAGAGUAAUAUACAAUCAUAUGUUUUUGCAACUAGUGAAUAGCAUGAGGUUCAGAACCAUAGCAGUUGUGGGGGGAAUGAUAGUAUCGUUAUUACUAGUGGAUUCUUGGAAACGAGCAAACAUUAAAGUUAAUCCCUAUAGUUAUGAACAAGACCAUUCUACAACACCUAUACAAAUAUUGGCUACGAGAGCAUAUAAUCAAAGAAAUGUAUAUUUGUCAGGAUUUAUUCUUUAUUUUGGAAUUUGUAUCGCUACGGUUAUGAUCAUUAUUGGUAAGAUUAUUCGCUUUGAAGAUGAAGUCAAGGAAAAGAAGGAAUUAUUGAAAGAUAUAAACCUCUUGAAGGCUGACAAACUGGAAAAGGAGAAACUUUUGAAAGAAAUAAAGAAGAAGAUUCAGCUACUUGAGUACGAAAAGAGAAAAUAG
Molecule: messenger RNA, 516 nt
Organism: Naumovozyma castellii
Lineage: Eukaryota; Fungi; Ascomycota; Saccharomycetes; Saccharomycetales; Saccharomycetaceae
Gene: YET2
Product: Yet2p
Exons: 1
Coding region: 1-516 (171 amino acids)
Source: RefSeq, a predicted model, not a curated record